Pteronotus mesoamericanus is the source of this 2161-nucleotide messenger RNA. RefSeq names its product AKT serine/threonine kinase 1 (gene AKT1). Gene Ontology annotation, biological process: protein phosphorylation. The transcript has 12 exons. Gene Ontology annotation, molecular function: protein serine/threonine kinase activity; ATP binding. Lineage: Eukaryota; Metazoa; Chordata; Mammalia; Chiroptera; Mormoopidae. The record is from RefSeq and is a predicted model, not a curated record. Gene Ontology annotation, cellular component: nucleus; cytoplasm. Bases 296 to 1738 code for a protein of 480 amino acids.
CGGAGCAGCGGCGGGCCCAGCGCGCGCGCAGCAGGCACCGGAGGACGCGAGCGCGGCCGCGCACGAGCACCGGGGCCCGGCGCGAGGCCCGCCCGACAGCGCCCGCCGCUGGUCCGCGCCGCCCAGCCCGCCCCCGGCCCGGCCCGCGGGGAUGCGGAGCGGCGGGCGCCGGAGGCCGCGGCCCGGCUAGGCCCGCGCUCGCCCGGACGCGGCGCCCGAGGCUGUGGGCGCUGCUGGGCCCAGGGAGGCCCUCCGGCGAGAGGAGCGAGCGCAGCGAGCGCGCCGUCCGGGCACCAUGGCCGACGUGGCGAUCGUCAAGGAGGGCUGGCUGCACAAGCGAGGUGAGUACAUCAAGACCUGGCGGCCGCGCUACUUCCUGCUCAAGAACGACGGCACCUUCAUCGGCUACAAGGAGCGGCCGCAGGACGUGGAGCAGCGGGAGUCGCCCCUCAACAACUUCUCUGUGGCACAAUGCCAGCUGAUGAAGACGGAGCGGCCGCGGCCCAACACCUUCAUCAUCCGGUGCCUGCAGUGGACCACGGUCAUCGAGCGCACCUUCCACGUGGAGACGCCCGAGGAGCGGGAGGAGUGGACCACGGCCAUCCAGACGGUGGCCGACGGGCUCAAGCGGCAGGAGGAGGAGAUGAUGGAUUUCCGGUCGGGCUCGCCCAGCGACAACUCGGGGGCUGAGGAGAUGGAGGUGUCCCUGGCCAAGCCCAAGCACCGCGUGACCAUGAACGAGUUUGAGUACCUGAAGCUGCUGGGCAAGGGCACCUUCGGGAAGGUCAUCCUAGUGAAGGAGAAGGCCACCGGCCGCUACUACGCCAUGAAGAUCCUCAAGAAGGAGGUCAUCGUGGCCAAGGACGAGGUGGCGCACACGCUCACGGAGAACCGCGUCCUGCAGAACUCCCGGCACCCUUUCCUGACGGCCCUGAAGUACUCCUUCCAGACCCACGACCGCCUCUGCUUCGUCAUGGAGUACGCCAACGGCGGCGAGCUCUUCUUCCACCUGUCACGGGAGCGGGUGUUCCCUGAGGACCGCGCCCGCUUCUACGGCGCCGAGAUCGUGUCGGCCCUGGACUACCUGCACUCGGAGAAGAACGUCGUCUACCGCGACCUCAAGCUGGAGAACCUGAUGCUGGACAAGGACGGGCACAUCAAGAUCACCGACUUCGGGCUGUGCAAGGAGGGCAUCAAGGACGGGGCCACCAUGAAGACCUUCUGCGGGACGCCCGAGUACCUGGCCCCCGAGGUGCUGGAGGACAACGACUACGGCCGCGCCGUGGACUGGUGGGGGCUGGGCGUGGUCAUGUAUGAGAUGAUGUGCGGCCGGCUGCCCUUCUACAACCAGGACCACGAGAAGCUCUUCGAGCUCAUCCUCAUGGAGGAGAUCCGCUUCCCGCGCACGCUCAGCCCUGAGGCCAAGGCCCUGCUGUCCGGGCUGCUCAAGAAGGACCCCAAGCAGAGGCUCGGAGGGGGCUCGGAGGACGCCAAGGAGAUCAUGCAGCACCGCUUCUUCGCCAGCAUCGUGUGGCAGGACGUGUAUGAGAAGAAGCUCAGCCCGCCCUUCAAGCCCCAGGUCACCUCCGAGACAGACACCAGGUACUUUGAUGAGGAGUUCACCGCCCAGAUGAUCACCAUCACGCCGCCGGACCAAGACGACAGCAUGGAGUGUGUGGACAGCGAGCGGAGGCCCCACUUCCCCCAGUUCUCCUACUCGGCCAGCGGCACGGCCUGAGGAGGGCCCGCCGGGCGUGCCGGCGGACGCUGCGCGGGCUCCGUGGGCCGGGAGGGAGCCGCGCGGACGACCUGCGUUGAAUGUUUUUCUUUCUGGACACGUGAGGAGGAGCCGCGCCGCCCCUCCGGCACCAGCGGGAAGGCCUCCGCGCCGUGGGCCGGGCGCCCGGCCGCUGGGAGGAAGGCUGCCCUGCGGUUUCUCUUAAUUUAUUUCAUCCAGUUCCCCAGGUGUGGCCUCGGCCUCCAGACGGCGAGACUCGCGCGAGAAAUCUCGGGGACUCCUGUGGCCCCCGUCCCUCUCGCCAGCUGCCCCAGGCUGUCACCUGCCCCGCCCCCCCCGGGGGCCCCAGAGGCCACCCGGCCGUGGCCCCUCGGGGCGGCACGCAGCGGCCCCAGGGUGCCGCCUGGGGACAGAGGCCCCGCG